GCACGGGGCGAUGGAAGCAAUGCAGUGGAAUAAUCAUUCUUUAUAUUUAUUCCCUUCUCUCUUCUCUUUCGAAUCCCCUUUUUCUUCAGUGAUAAAUUGCAGUUUGCUCCAUCGAAACCCCAAAAAAUGAAGUAUUAAUCAGUAAAAAAAAUUAAUAAAUGGGUAAUUUGGAGAUUCCUUUGAAGGAUUUAAUUCAAUCGGAGUCAAAAUUUAACGGGGUUCGGUGUUUGAGUUUGAGAAGUAGUGAUUUGUGUUUGAAUUCUAUUGGUUUUAAUGGUAACAAUGGAGGGUUACUCUUCGAGGAUUCGGCCACAACAUCGUUUGUUUCAUUGGAGAAUUGUUCUCCUUCGGAAUGUAUGUUACGUGCACGGAGAGGGAUCGAAAUCAAUGUUAGGAGAGGAAGGGGACGGUUUUUGUCGAUGACACUUUCAGAUUCUAAUGAGAUUUUGGGGCAGAACGGGGAAGCUUCUGUGGAGGAGAGUGAAGUUAAAGUGUGUCAGGAAGUGGAAAAGGUUGAGAAAGGGAAGCUGCAUGGUGGGGGUGGAGGUGCAUUGAACACUACUAAGCAUCUUUGGGCUGGAGCUGUUGCUGCCAUGGUGUCCAGAACUUUUGUUGCUCCACUGGAGAGACUAAAGCUGGAAUAUAUAGUUCGUGGUGAACAGAAGAGUCUUCUUGAGCUCAUCAAGACAAUUGCAGUUACUCAAGGGAUCAAGGGAUUUUGGAAGGGAAAUUUUGUGAAUAUUUUACGAACAGCUCCAUUUAAGGCUAUCAACUUCUACUCUUAUGAAAAAUGCAGAGAUCAUCUGCUCAAAAUAACUGGUAAUGAGGAGGCAACUAAUAUUGAAAGGUUUGUUGCUGGUGCAGCUGCAGGAAUCACAGCUACUGUGCUCUGCAUACCUAUGGACACUAUUAGGACAGUAAUGGUUGCACCUGGGGGAGAAGCCUUGGGCGGUCUAAUUGGUACGUCCCGGCAUAUGAUUCAGACGGAAGGGUUUUUCUCUCUUUAUAAGGGCCUAGUACCCUCGAUCAUAAGCAUGGCACCUUCAGGUGCAGUUUUCUAUGGAGUUUAUGAUAUAUUAAAAUCAGCAUAUUUGCAUUCACCGGAAGGUAGGAAAAGACUAGAAAAUAUGAAACAAGGCGAAGAGCUGAAUGCCCUGGAUCAACUGGAGUUGGGCACAGUUAGAACUUUGGUAUAUGGGGCAAUUGCUGGUGCUUGUGCAGAAGCUGCUACAUAUCCUUUUGAAGUUGUGAGGAGACAGCUUCAGUUGCAGGUCCGGGCCACUAAGAUGAGUGCAUUGGCAACUACCAUGAAGAUCGUUGAGCAAGGUGGUAUCCCUGCACUCUAUGCUGGAUUGACUCCCAGCUUAUUACAGGUUUUACCAUCAGCUGCAAUAAGCUAUUUCGUGUAUGAAUUUAUGAAGAUAGUUUUGAAAGUGGAAUAAAUAUGAGAUUGGGGUUCCUCAAGGUCAUUCCUGGUGAGAAGUCCAUGGUAUGCAAUUUUAACCACAACUCCUGUUUUGCGUGGUCUGAACAAAGGGAGGCAAUUAUACAUCUUAUGAAGAAUUGUAGAGCGUUUCCUAGUUCUUGAGCUUUCCCUUUCAGCUUUUUUUAUGGGGAAUUAGUGCAGAGCUUUUUUACUUUUCUUCAUCAAAGCAAAAGUUGAUACAAGAUGAAAUGUUUGUUGGCUUCAAUUAGCCUGCUGAUUACAAGUAUCUGUGGUCUGUACAUGUUUUUUUUUUUUUUUUCAUUCUCUUAAUUACUGGGUUACUUUUGUUGCAGACAUCACUUUUCACCCUUAAUCAAUCUUUUCCAGCUAACUCAUUAGUAAUAGUUUUACAGAAGAACAAUACUAGUGGAUGUACCUUAUUCUUGGAAAGAAAGGAAUAAUUU
Solanum dulcamara is the source of this 1890-nucleotide messenger RNA. RefSeq names its product probable mitochondrial adenine nucleotide transporter BTL3. NCBI's taxonomy places the organism in Eukaryota, Viridiplantae, Streptophyta, Magnoliopsida, Solanales, Solanaceae. Gene Ontology annotation, biological process: transmembrane transport. The coding region runs from base 159 to 1442 and encodes 427 amino acids. The transcript is spliced from 4 exons. The record is from RefSeq and is a predicted model, not a curated record.